Messenger RNA from Fusarium proliferatum ET1, 768 nucleotides. RefSeq lists its product as uncharacterized. The record is from RefSeq and is a predicted model, not a curated record. Lineage: Eukaryota; Fungi; Ascomycota; Sordariomycetes; Hypocreales; Nectriaceae. The transcript is spliced from 4 exons. Bases 1 to 768 code for a protein of 255 amino acids.
AUGUUGAACAUAAUCUUUGCAUUACUCUUGAAUAACGAAGAGAUAACAGCAAAGGCUAACUCUCUCUGUGGUCUUUUCAUUGAGACACUGCGAGUUACUGGAUUUCUCAAAGGAUUAUAUGCACAAGAAGUCCUCCAAACCGAGUUUCCUGGCAGCUAUGGUCCGUGGGUCGGCAUGAUAACAGACGAGUGGAAGAGACUCAUCUGUAUUCUCUUCAAGAUUGAGACACGGAUAUCUCUCGACUGCCAACGGCGUCCCCGACUACAUUACAACGAAUUGGAGACCACCCUGCCAUCGCCCUUUUCCCUACGAAAUUGUUAUGACAUGGAUGUUUUUGCUCAUCGCCAGCGAUAUGAUACCAUGAGCCGUAAUAUCCAAUUAUCCUCAAUGAUCAAACAUCCCGAGCACUUUCUGCCUGUUCCGUUGCUCGUUGAGGACGUCUACCUCGGUCUUUGUGGUCUUACUGUUGAGAUUCUUGAAUAUGAGCAUAAUCGUGUAAUUUCCGGUACAGUAGACCUCGCUGCGGCGAGAUUGAUACGCGACAGUGUCACUAAUCGGCUUACAAUUUGGCUUGCUCAUAUCGAGGAUGUCACUCAAAAGCUAUCUUCUGAUAUUGCCAAUCCAACAGACGAUGCUCUAUUGGUCAAUUAUCUUGCACGAGAGAACGAGGCUCAAGCCUUGUCAAGUAGUAGGGUAGUGUUUGUCAUCAACUUGAGGCUUUACUAUCUACCUUAUGUUAAAGCUAGAAUAAUAAUUAUUACUUUCUAA